CCCACUGCCUGGGUUGUGGUUGCAUGUUGCUGUUGCAAAUAAUUGCUCUUCUCAAGUUUCAGACAUUUACAAAGGGAGUAGCCACGACUCCACUUUCAAGGCAGAAACCAGUAGAUAUCUGUCAGAAGCGGCAUCCCAAGAUGAAGAAAGAAGCUGCUACUUGAUGUGGGACACAGGUGUAGAUGAUGCCCAGGCCAUCAUGGUGGCGCUUGCUGCCCCUGAUGUGAAGAUUCUGGGUAUCACAUGUACCCAUGGAAACACGCCACUGGAGAAUGUCCUCAAAAACACACUCCGUGUCCUCGACAAGUGCGGCCAACUCAAAAAAAUCCCAGUGUACCGUGGCUGCUCUGUUCCCCUGGUGGCCAAAAACGCCACGCGAGAUUAUCACGGGAUUGACGGGCUGGGCGAUGUCCCAGAUAAAAAUGCUCCAGGCUUGGAUUACCUGCAGAAGGAAGGAGCUGUGCAGGCCAUGAUCAGGAUCAUCAAUGAGAACCCUGGGGAGGUGAGACUUGUUGCCGUGGGGCCUCUCACUAAUUUGGCUGUGGCAGUGAAACUGGACCCUUCCCUCCCUGAGAAACUGCAAGGACUCUAUAUCAUGGGAGGCAACACCGAAUCGAGGGGAAACACCUCAGUGUGUGGAGAGUUUAACUUUGUGGCUGAUUCCGAAGCUGCCCAUAUUGUCCUGGAUCGAUACAAAUGUCCCACCUACAUUGCUACCUGGGAGUUCACCUGUGAAAACAGCCUGCCAUGGGUGAGACCAAACACACAACUUUUAAAAAUGCAUAUUGACAGAUUUGUGUUAUACCAAGGACAAACGUGA
Thalassophryne amazonica is the source of this 820-nucleotide messenger RNA. Its product is annotated as probable uridine nucleosidase 1. Lineage: Eukaryota; Metazoa; Chordata; Actinopteri; Batrachoidiformes; Batrachoididae. The record is from RefSeq and is a predicted model, not a curated record. Gene Ontology annotation, molecular function: hydrolase activity, hydrolyzing N-glycosyl compounds.